ACAACUGUAGUUUCCCUGCUAAUUCCCUUGUUUUAAUUAAUUUGAACAUGGUCACUUUAUUAUAGAUAUAGUUGGGUCGUGCAAUCAUAGAUACCAAGGUUGCAAUAUGAGGUUAAUAUUGUUGCUAACGUUAUGUUUCAUGAAAGUUGAAAGUUUGGAUCAGCUUUUGAUAUCUGCGUUCAAUAUCAAGGUGUUCGGACAAAGUAAGAUAUCUAAACCUGAGGUUGUUGACGUCAUAAUUAAGGUGUUGUCACGUUACGACCUGGUUAUCGUACAAGAGAUACGAGAUAUACAAGAAACAUCGUUCCCUACAUUAGUUGAACAAUUAAACGAAGGUGGGAUCAACUAUACUUGGUUUACCGGACCCAGGGUUGGAAGAACGUCAUCAAAGGAACAAUAUGGUUUUGUUUACAGACCUGAUAAACUGGAAUUAUUGGGCAAGUUUCAAUACAAUGACACGGAUGACGUAUUUGAACGUGAACCAAUCAUAACCCGGUUUCGCUGGUUGGGAGGUGGGGGUAGAGAGUUCACGUUGAUACCAAUGCACGCCAAACCAACAGAUGCUGUGGCUGAGAUGAAUGGAUUACUACAAGUUUAUAUGGAUGCUGUUGGUGUGUAUGGGAACAACACAAUAAUCCUGGGUGAUUUGAACGCGGAUUGUUCGUACGUCUGUCAAUCAUGUUGGGAUUCGGUUGUUUUGAGGACGGAUCCAACUUUUCAUUGGUUGAUUGGUGAUGACGUAGACACUACGGUAUCCAAUACCGACUGUGCUUAUGACAGGAUAAUUGUAACGGGUGACCUCAUCAAUGACGUUUGUUGCGCCGACGUUCACAGGUUUGACCUCGGUUUGAACUUAACCACAGAUGAGACAGCCAUGGUUAGCGACCACUACCCAGUUGAAGUUACGAUCGUGGCUCUCCAACCAAACAUUCAACAAACACAAUCCAACGAACAUUCAACCUCGAUGAUGUCAUCAUACACGGCACAAGGUGUUACGACUAUUGCAAUAAAUACAACAUCCGUACAAACUAGAACCGCACAAGCAACGUCAUCAACUACGUCACACCCCACCCCAGCCACCUUAGAAACUCGCGGAAACAAUUCAAACAAAGUUUUUUAUUCCAGAUUCUUGUUUUAUUGCUUUACUAUAAUGCCAAUUGUUUCUAUCAUAUGGAACAUACCUUGAUUUGUAACAAUUGAACCAUUGUUACAAUGUAAAUGUUUCUUUAUUGUGAUGUCAUAAUACACUGUAUUGUUUAUUAACUAGAUUGUUUGACUUCAAUCGCGAUUAUUAAAAAUAAUACCGAUUGU
Molecule: messenger RNA, 1311 nt
Organism: Ciona intestinalis (vase tunicate)
Lineage: Eukaryota; Metazoa; Chordata; Ascidiacea; Phlebobranchia; Cionidae
Source: RefSeq, a predicted model, not a curated record